Condylura cristata (star-nosed mole) is the source of this 894-nucleotide messenger RNA. It is a transcript of the gene STMN3, whose product is annotated as stathmin-like 3. Gene Ontology annotation, biological process: microtubule depolymerization; regulation of microtubule polymerization or depolymerization; neuron projection development. Gene Ontology annotation, molecular function: tubulin binding. Gene Ontology annotation, cellular component: cytoplasm; neuron projection. The record is from RefSeq and is a predicted model, not a curated record. The coding region runs from base 42 to 620 and encodes 192 amino acids. NCBI's taxonomy places the organism in Eukaryota, Metazoa, Chordata, Mammalia, Eulipotyphla, Talpidae. The transcript has 3 exons.
ACCCUGCUCAUGCGGGCCUCCCCACAGCCUACAAGGAGAAGAUGAAGGAGCUGUCCGUGCUGUCUCUCAUCUGCUCCUGCUUCUACUCUCAGCCGCACCCCAACACCAUCUACCAGUACGGGGACAUGGAGGUGAAGCAGCUGGACAAGAGGGCCUCCGGCCAGAGCUUCGAGGUCAUCCUCAAGUCCCCAUCGGACCUGUCCCCGGAGAGCCCCGUGCUCCCCUCUCCCCCCAAGAGGAAGGACGCCUCCCUGGAGGAGCUGCAGAAGCGGCUGGAGGCGGCUGAGGAGCGCAGGAAGGUGAGGCCCUGCCUCGAGGCUUCCGCGGCCACGCACAGGACCCGGGCAGGCGCCCGCUUGGCUUCGCCCCUGGCCUCCCGGAGGCAGGACGCACACUGGAGCCAGCUGGGAGCAGCCCCGCCAGGGGCACCCUCUGCUUCUGCCCGGGGGUCCCCAGGGCCUGCACCCCGGGAGGAUACGGGAGCCACAGAGGCGGGUCUGGGCGCGACGCUGGCCCAGGGCACGUGGCGAGCUGCCCGGCCCGGGUCCCGGUCCCCGCAGGAGCUGCACGCCGCCGAGGUCCGCAGGAACAAGGAGCAGCGCGAGGAGAUGUCCGGCUAAGGCCCUGGACCGGCGCCGAGCCCUGCAGGACAAGACACACUGGGCUCUGGCUUCCUUAGGUCGCCUUGUCUAGAGCACUUCGACCCUGCCCUCCUCCCCUCCCGCCCGCGCCCCUCAGGCUCUUGGGCACUCCCAGCUGCCCCCAGUCCUGUGCAGGUGGCUGGCCGCGGCGCCCCCGGCUGCCGACCACCCUCGGGAGGUCUGGGGAGCAGGGGCUGGGUCCCCGGGGCCUCUCGCGGGUGGCGACCUCAAUAAACGUAGUAUGGUGGCAGGA